AUGAGACGAUUUCGACCCGCUACUUCCAGCCGGCGGAAAUACUAUAUCGUGGUUGCUCUGCUGCUCGUCCUGGGCCACGCGCAUUCGCACGUGGCAGAUCAACCGCGUUACCUCUACCGCUCCACAUUCCGCGACAAUCCAGACACCGCCUAUGAACAGCAGCUAUCCCAGGCAUUGCGCGACAUUGAGGAACAGCAAUUGACCUUACAUGGUCCCGCUGGUCCCUCGGAUACUAUAUGGCAGAUCAUCCUGGGGAAAGACCCCGGCGCCGAGGAACGGGGCCCUGAUUCUCUCGAAUUUGAGGAGAAGAACUCCGAGUGGAAAUACAAGCUCGCCACUACCGAAUGGGCAGAAGAAUUCGUCACUAUCACCCUCUCAUCCAUCCCCGGCCUAUCAACAUUAUACCACGCCUACCCUCACCAUGUUCUCCGAGCUGACUUGCUCCGAUAUUUGAUCCUAUGGUACUACGGUGGCUACUAUGCCGAUACCGAUGUCUUCCCGGCCCGAUCGAUCAAAUCGUGUCCAUCACUGCAGAAAUCGGUAUUCAAAACAGACAUGCAAGACAUCUCGCUCGUGGUCGGCGUCGAAAUCGACGAGCCAUUCGCCUCGGCCCAGAAGAUGCACGACUGGCACUGGGUUCGAAGCUACGGCUUCAUUCAAUAUACCAUGUUCGCACCACGCCAAUUCAGCCCACUACUCAGAGAAAUCAUCGUGCGCGUUUUGUCGCACACGAAACGCCACCUGGACGAAAGCAACGUCUUCAUCGGGGCACGGUAUAACGAAUUGACCACAUUGGAAAUCACCGGUCCGGGAGUCUUCACAGAUGCGAUCUUAGACGUCUUAUCUGAUACACUCCCGGCCUCCCACCCAUUUGUUUCCGAGUCGGUGACCGCCGACACGGGGUUGGGCGAGUUAAUUUCGCCGGCGACAGGGGGCCUGACGCAGCGUGUAACAUGGGCCCCGUUCUCCGGGCUCAGCGCACCCCGCUGUGUUCAAGGAUCGGAGGCCAAGGCAGGGGUGGAUCUGGGCGGGUUGUGUGUGUUACCUAUUAAUGCGUGGGGUAAUGGACAACGACACAGUGGAGCCGAGAACUUUUUCAGCACUCAUGCUUGUAUUAAUCACCGCUUUGGUGGGACUUGGAAGCCUUGGAAACAGAGUUGGAAGAAGUAUCUCUUUGGUUAA
This is a messenger RNA of Penicillium cosmopolitanum, 1182 nucleotides long. RefSeq lists its product as uncharacterized. The coding region runs from base 1 to 1182 and encodes 393 amino acids. Gene Ontology annotation, biological process: protein N-linked glycosylation. Lineage: Eukaryota; Fungi; Ascomycota; Eurotiomycetes; Eurotiales; Aspergillaceae. The record is from RefSeq and is a predicted model, not a curated record. Gene Ontology annotation, cellular component: mannan polymerase complex. The transcript is spliced from 3 exons. Gene Ontology annotation, molecular function: alpha-1,6-mannosyltransferase activity.